AUGUUUAAGCUAAAACCUACAAAAUCUGUGGAAAGAAGUAAACAAGUUUUGGAAAUGGGAAGGAAAGAACUGGAAGUACAAUUUAUACCUUUGGGAGUUAAAUAUUUGUAUUCCACAGUCCAUAUAUAUCGGACUGCCAGUGAUAAUGAAAGGGAACAGAAGUGUAAUGAUAAUACUGAUGGUAAAAUGAAGGAUGAAGCCACCUCUGGCAAUGAUGACAACCAACAUCAGUAUGCUGUUGAUAUCCAGGACAAUUCUAAGUACAGUGGUAAGGAGGAUGAAGAUGGUAACAGCUGGAAUGAUAAUCAUGAUAAUAUUGAUAGCCAUGAAGACAACACCACAGUAGCUAUUGAUGAUUAUGGCCAAGAUGACAAGGGCUAUAACAGUAAUAGUGACGGCCAUCAUGAUGAUGGCAGCAAGAGUCCAGACGAUGAUGCUGCCAAAGGUUCCAUUUUUUAUGAAAUCGAUAUUGAUGAUGAGAACCAUGAUGUUGCCUGCAACAUUGUUGGGAACAGGACUGAUCACAAGGGUGAAGAAAAAACUGGGAAUGCUCACAGCUUUCCUGGUAAUGGAAAUAAUGACAAUAAUGCUAGGAAUGGUGAGAGAAUUACAUUCUGGGGGAGCAAGUUGGGGGAAGAGAAGAUAGCUGGGGCAGCUGAGGCUACAGACUGCAUCAUGGAGGUGUCCUGCGCACAGCCUGAGAGCAGCGAGAAGCCCAAUGUAGAAGACAUGAUGUCCAAGGAUUAUUACUUCGACUCCUAUGCCCACUUUGGCAUCCACGAGGAGAUGCUCAAGGACGAGGUACGGACGCUCACUUACCAUAAUUCCAUGUACUCUAACCGGCACUUGUUCAAGGACAAGGUGGUGCUAGACGUGGGCUCAGGCAUUGGCAUCCUCUGCAUGUUUGCUGCCAAGGCCGGGGCCCGGAAGGUCAUUGGGAUCGAGUGCUCCAGCAUCUCCGACUAUGCCAUCAAGAUCAUCAAGGCCAACAAACUUGAUCAUGUGGUGACCAUCAAAGGGAAGGUGGAAGAGGUGGAGCUCCCUGUGGAUAAGGUAGAUGUGAUCAUCAGUGAGUGGAUGGGUUACUGCCUCUUCUAUGAAUCCAUGCUCAACACUGUCCUCCAUCCCCAAGACAAGUGGCUGGCCCCUGAUGGGCUCAUCUUCCCUGACCAGGCCACACUGUAUGUGACUGCCAUUGAGGACCAACAACACAAGGACUACAAGAUUCACUGGUGGGAGAACAUCUAUGGCUUUGAUAUGUCCUGUAUCAAGGACAUAGCCAUCAAGGAGCCUGUCGUCGACAUGGUGGACCCCAAGCAGCUGGUGACCAAUGCCUGCCUCAUCAAGGAGGUGGGCAUCUACACAGUGUGCAUGGAUGACCUUACCUUCUCUUCCCUCUUCUGUGUGCAAGUGAAGAGGAAUGACUAAGUCUAUGCCCUGGUCGCCUACUUCAACAUCGAGUUCACCCAGUGCCACAAGCACACGGGCUUCCCCACAAGCCCCGAGUCCCCUAACACACACUGGAAGCAAACUGUCUUCUACAUGGAGGAUUACCUCACAGUGAAGACAGAUGAGGAGAUCUUUGGCACCAUUUGCAUGCGGCCCAACACCAAGAACAAUCGAGACCUUGACUUCACCAUCAACCUGGACUUCGAAGGGGAUUGUGAGCUCUUCUGCUCCACUGACUACCGGAUGCACUGA
This is a messenger RNA of Dromiciops gliroides (monito del monte), 1701 nucleotides long. Its product is annotated as protein arginine N-methyltransferase 1-like. The record is from RefSeq and is a predicted model, not a curated record. Gene Ontology annotation, molecular function: protein-arginine N-methyltransferase activity. Gene Ontology annotation, cellular component: nucleus. Lineage: Eukaryota; Metazoa; Chordata; Mammalia; Microbiotheria; Microbiotheriidae.